This is a messenger RNA of Neopsephotus bourkii (Bourke's parrot), 744 nucleotides long. It is a transcript of the gene BHLHA9, whose product is annotated as basic helix-loop-helix family member a9. Gene Ontology annotation, biological process: developmental process; regulation of transcription by RNA polymerase II. The coding region runs from base 1 to 744 and encodes 247 amino acids. The record is from RefSeq and is a predicted model, not a curated record. Gene Ontology annotation, molecular function: protein dimerization activity; RNA polymerase II transcription regulatory region sequence-specific DNA binding; DNA-binding transcription factor activity, RNA polymerase II-specific. The transcript has a single exon. Lineage: Eukaryota; Metazoa; Chordata; Aves; Psittaciformes; Psittacidae.
AUGUCCGGAGCAGCCAUGGGGAAAGGCACAGAGCCAAAGCCUGACAGCUCGGAAGAGGAGCUGGAAGCAGGGAGCACACCCCAGGCAUCCUACAGGCAGGGCCUGUGGGUCUCCCAAGGCAGGGAAGUAGCCACCUGCCUGGGCGAUGCCGAAGGGAUGAAGGUGAGGAAGAGGAGCAGGCCAGUGCGCUCCAAAGCCAGGAGGAUGGCUGCCAACGUCAGAGAGCGCAAGAGGAUCCUGGACUACAACCAAGCCUUCAACGCCCUGCGGCUGGCUCUCAAACACGACCUCGGGGGCAAAAGGCUUUCUAAAAUCGCUACCCUGCGGCGAGCCAUCAACAGGAUCACGGCUCUGUCCCUGUCCCUGCAUGGUGCCGGGUGCUGCUGGAGCUCUGAGCGCCGCAGUCGGGCAGGGGUCCCUGUGCAGGAGCCAGGGGUGAAGCCCGGCUGUCCCCAGCUCCCAUGGGAGCCUGGUUCCACAGCCGCUUUGCAGCAUUGCCCUCCAUCCCCUCUCUACACUGCGUUUUCCCCUGAGAGGCAGCUCCAUCACUACGAGAGCCUGAAGGAGGAUUGCUCCAUGCCCAUCCCUGCCUAUUGCUCCAGCGGGACCCACCACCCUGGGCUGCGAGGUGCCUGCCAGCAGAGAUACACGGGCAGCCUGCAAGACCCCCUGUCCGCGGCCAUCCCCUGGCAGCUGGGCUAUGGCCAGAGCUGGGGACACCAGCAGUGCCUCCCCAUCCACUGA